AGUACAAGCUGUUUGAUUGUUUAGAAAUACAAGUUUACAUAUAACUUCUGCUCAGAAGACACAAAAACUCAAGAAGUGUAUGGUUAUUUUUACAUCUAAUAUCAUUCGAUCGACGUUUGCGUGAUAAGCUUGUUUACAAGGGUGAACCUCAUCCGCAAUCUUUUAUUUCGCGGAUUAAUUAUGACAUGUUAUACGACAAUCACUAAGUUAAUAAACUUUGAGAACUUGUCAUACGGGAUCAGUCAAAAGCUAGUGCUUGGUUUUCGUUUUGUUAGAAUGACUCAUGGGGUGACAAAUGGAUCUCGGAAUUAUUUUGACCAAAAAACGUACUUGAGCUUCCAAUUUUGAGGAAAUUUUGGGGAAAUCCCCAAAGUCAAAUGACCUUGACCAAGGUUAAAGGGGAAUUUGGGGGAUUCCCUCACGUCUGGGGAAAUUUUGGGGUUUUUGUGCCAUUUCUACAAAACUUACCAUAGCGGCUCCCCCAAAAUUUGCCAAAUUUUCCCCAAAGUUAAGAGCUCGGGUAGUUUUUACAAACAUUUAAGUUUGUGAAGUGAUAAUAUAACAGAAAUUAUUCGUUUAUCCGAAAAUUAAGAUAACUGACCGAAAGUUUAUUAGGAUCAGACAAUAUGAACACAUUUGGCCAAACAGGUUGUUAGUCCCUGAAAGGUAACAUUUGGGACUACCUUUACAUUGACAUGCUGGCUGCUUCUUUCUUUGCGCUUUGUUAUUAUCGUCAGCCAUCUUCGACAAUAAUACCUCAGAGUAUGUAGAUGGCUAGAUAACUGUUUGUAUGAUUUUUCUAUUAUCAGCCAUAAAUAUAUGUAUGUAUAUGUGUGGUUGAUAGUAAUCUACAACCCAAUAUGGUUGUAGAUUUCGAGAAACCACACAGUCUGUGCGUACUCAUUUUUUGGCAACAAAAAUAAAGACGGUUUAAUAACCACUUGAGCAGGGAUUUCGUCAGGCGCAGAUAUUUAGCUAAAAUUAGUAUUUAACUCGUCUAUGAAGCCACAUACUUAGUUCAUAAAAGCUGAUGACUAAUACUAAAUAAUUUAAAAAUUAAAGAAAACUAUCUUCCAAUUACUUUUAUCUACAUAGUACCAAAAUAUCGAGUUCACAUAUGAAGUCGCCUGGCUUUACUAACUGAGGUUCUAAGUAGAGAACAUAAAUAAACGACCAAAAAUUACUGGACAGUUCCAACUUAACAAGAUCUAUUGUCUUUUUCUACUGGCUGUUAAGAAAUAGCCUAUAUACUUGGUAUUAAUAAUUCGUGAUUUAUUUAGGACAACAUACCAAAGUGAUUAGAAGAUUUUUCUCAUUUUCAAACAUUGGUAAUACAUUUAGUUGUGUUGCUUAGAUUCACCUGUUCGUAUGAAGAAUCAUGAACGUGGUUGUGUAUUUGAAUAUAAAACUCCAGCAACAGUUAUAAAAAUAAAUAACUAAAUUAACUAAUUCAUAGCGUAGAACUAUGGUUCAAAUGGAUGAUUUCAACGGAAUUUUAUUUCCUAAACUGGAUGGUUUGACUGAAAAGCUCUUAUCGUCUUUCUAAACAGCAUUCAGGUAAAUGAUCUAGCAAAACACACAUUCAGUAAUUUAACCAUCUUGCCUAUUCUGAAUGGAUGACUUAGAGGUCGGUUUGUUUUUUCAUUUGCUUGUCUUAUCUAUAAUAAGAUUUUACCCAUGAUCGACAAGUACGCAGAAAACUAGAUUAUCAAUAAAUAGACUCAAAACCAAAUAUGGACAGCAUUUUCAUUUGAAAGCAAAAUAUCUUUGGAUCACACUACACACUAUUUAGUUUAAAGGUUAGCUUGAGCACUAUUAUUUCCAUAUUACUAUUAGGAAUACUUGCAGUUUUCGUCAUGAUAAUUUUGGAAAGCACUUUUUCAGUUAAAACAAAACGAAGUAAACACAAUACCGUUUACUAAAUAAUCACUAACUCCGGAAAUGAAAAAAAAAUCGAACAUUUAUAUACAUACUGAAAGGUGUGAAAGCAGACUAGACAUUAUGCUAAAAAGGUAAAUAUCGGAAAUUUCUUGUUGUGAAAGCAGAAUAAAGAAGAUAUUUCCUUUCACGAGUCUUUUUUUAUGAUUUUAGUAUUUUCGAACUACAUACUACAUCUUGUCUGCUUUGUCGACCCUUUCUUAUAUAUCAAAAGUUUGGUUGCCUUUCAUCUGAUUGAGUCCUUUAGUCACUUGUUAAAUACAACAAACCACCAUCUACCUUGUUGCACAAUGUUGGACAACAUAGAAGUAGGCUAGUGAAAAGCUUCAGUCAGUCAAACAAAAUAUUGGCUACUGUAAUGAGUAACAUCGGUAGCAUUAGACUGCGGAGUUCUUCCUUUCUUGAUAAGCGUAAUUCAUAUAACCCGAUGUUGAAUAAUAUGGCCUAAAUUCCGUAUCAGUAACCCAAUGAAUUCCACUGAAGCAAAUACAUUUAUGUUGUUUAUUAGUAUAUGUAGUAUACAAUGGGUUUACCGACGUAAUUUAGUCAGCAUGUUAAAUCGUUAGAAAACCUUUUUUUGUUCGAAUUAAGUAAUGAUCAGUAACUUUUUUCAUUUUUUAUCACUUAAUUCAUAUUUGUAACAACCUGGUCAGCACGUUUACAGUAAAUAUUAUUCUUACGUCUCCGGAAACGUUUAGAAACCCAUUAAUUCACUGUACAUAUUUGAUAUAUUGAUGUCGUUACAAUUCGUGUGUUUUAUUGCUUUUUAUGUUAUAAUCUGUGCCUUAUUCAUUCGAUAGAUUGCAAAUUUUAGUACAAUAUACAAGUUGAGCAUUCUCCCACUGACUAUAAAUCAAUAGAAGAACAGACGAAAAUGGCACCAAAAAGAAAAAAGAAAACCGGGAAACUAACAAAAAUGACUGAUGAAGAAAGAGCAAUUUUUCUUGAACAACAAAGAGUUGCUGAAGAAGAACUAAAAACAAAAAAGAUGGCACUUUUAACUCAAUAUCUACAAGAUAAACUUAAUCAUGAAGAAAAGUUUACUAAACUUAAUAAAGCAAAACUGACACAUUAUUGGCGAACUAUUAUGAGAGAGACGAAGUCAAAAGAAUUGAAAAGAACUAUAGAAAUAUUAUCACAAACAUUUGAAAGAAUUAUGGACCGAAAAGAAAGUAUCAUCAAAACACUUGUUGCGGAUCUUAGUGAGGCAGAUGAACAGCAUUUGAUGGCUCUGCGUUCUCAUCUACAGAAUGUAGAUAUUUUAAUAGAUUUACAAAAUCAAAGAUUACAUAAAUUAAAAACUGAUUAUGAAAAGGAAUUGCACUCUUUGGUAGAAGAAUUCUUAAAAGAAGAAAACUUUACUAAGCAACAACACGAUAAACAAGUCAAUGACUUAAAAGAUAUAUUUGUUGCACUGGAUUCUACAUAUACUGCCAAAGCACAUGAAGCUGUAAUUGAUCAGACUAGUUUGAAGGAUGAUCUGAAGAAUAAAAGUUUGGAGGAAAAACAUACAUUGAGAAUAAAUUUGGAGAAUAAGGUCAAUAGUUUGUGGUCUGAAUUCAAGCAGGCUUCCACUCAAUACACAACAACUACCAAUGAAAAAAAGACAUCUUUCGAAAACUUGAAAGCAAAAGAUGAACGUUCAGCUGCUGAAAUUCAAUUACACUUAAACAAAAUCCAAAAAAUCAAUGAUAAUAUAUCGGCUACUAGACGUCGCAUGCUAAAAACAUCUAAGGAAUAUGAAGAAAAAAAUCGCAACUUAAAAGAAGAACGUGAUAAGUUAGUUGUUCGAUUUCAAGUCUUGAAGAUACAAAUCAAUAAAUUACGUGAUCUACAACAUGAAAAACUGGUUAAAAUGUCAGUUGAAAGUGGAGAUGCUAUAAAAAAGGUUCAAUGUUUAUUGGAAAAAGCAGAGAAAAUUAUUAAGUUAGGUGAACAGUGCAGAAAGUAUGAGACAGAAGAGGAAAAAGUUACACCAUUCUAUUCAUCAUCUUUAUCAGCGGAAGAAGAAAGUGCUGUGCAAGAAUCGUUCGAAAAAGAACAGAAUGAAGAGAUGAUGAAGAUAUUAAAACGAUGCCUUCCACUUGAAAUGUUUUGGAAAAGAUUUAAUAAAGUUGAAUUAGAUCGUUUAGCAAUAAUAAAAGAAUACAAUAUGUUAGAACAAGAAAACAUUCAAUUAAAAUUAUUAUUGAAACAAUAUUUAGACGGUAUAUCAGUUAAUAGUGAAGUUAUAUCUGGUGAUAAUUCAUUAAUUGUUAUAAAUGGACGAUCAAAUUUAAAACACAUGAGCAUAAUAGAUGAUCCACGAAUUAGAUUGAUAUCUACUGAUGAUGAUAGUGUACAGCCGAAAGAAAUGAUAAACUAUGCUACUACUCCCGCCGCAGUUGACAAUCGAAUAAGACAGACAACUUAG
Molecule: messenger RNA, 4351 nt
Organism: Schistosoma bovis
Lineage: Eukaryota; Metazoa; Platyhelminthes; Trematoda; Strigeidida; Schistosomatidae
Source: the annotation of a GenBank genome assembly